CCAUUAUUUUGACAAUGAAAGUUGACGUGUGUGUGUGUGUGUGUGUGUGUGUGCAGCUGUGCUCGGAGCGUCGUCCCGUCAGACACUACUGGUUCACCUCUUGGCCUGACCACCACAUCCCACAAUGCACCACUCCUCUGCUGAGACUGGUGGAGGAGGUGGAGACGUACAGAAAGUCCCUCCUCCCGACCGGCUCUCAGCCAAUCACAGGCCCCGUCCUCGGUCCCGGACCAAUCGUCGUCCACUGCAGUGCAGGUAUCGGGAGGACGGGCUGUUUCAUCGUCAGCAGUAUCGGCUGUCAGCAGCUCAGAGACGGCGGAGAAGUCGACAUCCUGGAGACGGUUUGUCAGCUCCGACUGGACAGGGGGGGGAUGAUCCAGACCACAGAGCAGUACCAGUUCCUCUACUCCACACUGGCCCAGUACAGCUCCCAGUUACAACACAGCCAGGAGCAGAACCAGAACCCAGAAGACCAAGUCAGCAUCCAGCUACAGAACCUUCAGCUGGACGGCACAUAGAAUGUGAACCUGCAGAACCGACGAGAGCAGGUUCACACCUAAAGAGAUCCAGCGGACCUCAGAACCAGCAGAAGACCAAUAAAUGGAAACAGGAAGUAAAAGCACCUCCUGCACCUUCAGAGUGUCAGGAUCACAUAGAACUGGAUUAUUUUGGUCCAGUUCAGAGCAAAGAGACCCUGGAGAACCCAGAACUGAACCAAGCACAAAAAACACAAAAUAUUGAUGAAAAUAAAAUGAAACAGGAUUUUUUUUUUUGACAGAAAUUGAAGAUUAAAGAAAUGAUUUCAGUAGAGUUGAACCCAGAGGCCUAACUCUGAGCCACCAUGACGGUACCUUGGUUUCUGACUCUUUAAGGUAGCAGUUUGUCUCCAGUCUGAGCUGAAGCUACAUCUACUAGUCAUUGAUAUGAACACUGAUGGAGCAGAGGACCAAUGCUGCAAACAUGGUUUCUCCAUAGAAAUAGAAUACAAGUAGAACUAGUGCUUUAUCAGCGGGCCAUGAAGUGUUGUCUCGAUAAGAAGAGAGACCGCUCUGGAGACGGACGGCUGGCUAGUUAGCCAGCUAACGUUAGCUUGUCCUUCUCCAGAGUGAAGCUGCUGUUUGUCUCA
Messenger RNA from Anarrhichthys ocellatus (wolf-eel), 1126 nucleotides. Its product is annotated as tyrosine-protein phosphatase non-receptor type 7-like. Lineage: Eukaryota; Metazoa; Chordata; Actinopteri; Perciformes; Anarhichadidae. Gene Ontology annotation, cellular component: plasma membrane; cytosol; cell junction. Gene Ontology annotation, molecular function: protein kinase binding; protein tyrosine phosphatase activity. Bases 15 to 518 code for a protein of 167 amino acids. Gene Ontology annotation, biological process: protein dephosphorylation; signal transduction. The record is from RefSeq and is a predicted model, not a curated record. The transcript has 4 exons.